Messenger RNA from Drosophila virilis, 691 nucleotides. It is a transcript of the gene moi, whose product is annotated as modigliani. The record is from RefSeq and is a predicted model, not a curated record. NCBI's taxonomy places the organism in Eukaryota, Metazoa, Arthropoda, Insecta, Diptera, Drosophilidae.
UUUCGAAAUUCACAACACUGGCUGCAAUUGGCGGCGCACAUUUCUGUUUUUAGUCGCAUAUUCUUAUAUGUUUGAAAAGAAUCAGACUUGGGCGAGUUAUGAGUGACGUUGAUAGUGCCGAAUCUAUCAACGAUCCAGCUGAGCAUCUUCCCAAAUACUGUGAUUUCUUUAAGCAUCUGCUAGUCGAGGAGUUGGUGCUGGAGCCCGAUUACCGGCAGAUUCACUACGGAAAGUGCGCAGUGAUUGGACGUUUGUGCGCAAUUCCUGAUUACUUUAAGCUAGAGAACGUGACCGUGCCUCACCUGCCCAGUGACUACAGGCUGCCCACUGGAGCGGUGUCCCUUCUCCUGCUGAACUUCACGUACGACAGCCCAAGCGUGGAAAGUCUGGCGCAUGCUGGCUACUGCAUUGUGCGCGGUGAGGUUGUGCUAUGCAACGUACAGAAGCCGAACAGUCCUACGCUGACCACACGGGGCUUGCAUGAGCAAUUGCUGCAACUGGGCAAUAACGAGCAGCUGAGGUCUGCCCUUUUGGAGAAGGUUCAGCAGACUCACAGGCCUGCGCUCAGCGUGUGGCACACGAAUCGCAUUGACCAGGCCGAGGAGCUCAUUCAACGCCGGCUAGAGAUUCGACUGCUGUGCAAGGACAGUAUCAGCUGGGGCCAAUGAGAUGAACUCUCAUUAUUUGAGCA